ACAUGAUCCUGAGAAGGGCUUGACCAGCCUGCCAUAGGCAUCUUUAGCACAAAAGAGCUUAGGAACCUCCCAUUCUGGAAGAACUAAGAAUAAGGGGAGGUUAUAAUUGGGGGCCACAGGAGUGGCAGAUACUCAAGUUUGGUUAUGAGAGCUGCUUUCGUUAUAUUUUAGGCUGUAAUGGAGACUCUGGAAGUGGGAAGAAAAAAAAAAAACUCAAAACAGUGCAAAGGGCUCGUUUUGAUUUUCCCACGCUCCUAGUGCCAAUUUCUGAAAUUGGUGUCCACAAUCAGUAGAAGCCUAUAUGCUCUGAAUUUACAAAGCCAAGUGGUGGCAGGUCAUUGUAUCUGCAGUCAGGAAGGGGAAACGACUGGAAAUCCGGGUCCCCCAGUUCUUCCCUGCUUCUCCUUUUGUGGCAGCCGCUCCUCACAUUCAAACAGCUUGCAAAGGUUUACAGGGGAGAACCCUAACUUGUACCCUAGACGUCAGUUUCUGGAGUUCAUGCGUUAAUACGAUAAAAAGAACAGCUGAUUCUUAUCCAGCCCUUACUCUGGGCCGGGCCCUGUUAUCGGCAUGAAAUUUCAUGCAGCAACUCGUUUACUCCUCACAACAGCCCACGGGUGUAUAAGAGCAUCACCUGCUUUUUACAGGUGAAAAAACUCAAGGUCCAGCGAGGUUGAAUAACUCACCUAGGUCGCACAGCUCAGAAAGCCCACCGCAAUUCCGGGAUUCUGGUUUUGUUUUCAGGUUGUCCCGGGCUUCUGAGGAGGAGUCAGUGGGCUCAGCAUGGAGAGGAAGGAAGCCGGAAGGAAUUGCGAGGAAGAUGCAGCGAGGCUGGAAAGGUUGGGGAUCCCCCGGUCCUGCACACCUGGUACCUGGGGAUCGGGCAGGGCCAGGGUAGGGGCCGGUGUCCGUGCCCUGGGGGCUCCCCAGCUGAUGAGUGGGCGCCUGAGGGACGAGCGCGGGCUUACCUGCCCGGGCGCUCACCUGGUGGCCGGCUCGGAGGUGGCGGCGGAGACGUACCAAGCCUUCCUGGGUCCCCCUUCCCGCGCCACGCCCUGGGGGGGUGGGCGGGUGGGUGUGGGGCGCCCAGGCAGGACCGGCUGGACCUGUGGGACCCGGGGCCCUGGCUGUCUAGGGAGGCUGUCACCCCGAGGCGACCGGCUCUUCCGGGGCUGGGACGGCUGUAGGCGGCGAGAGGCCUCGGCACCCGCGAACUCAUAAAUACCGGGGUGGCGCUGGUGGCGGGAGAGGCGCGUGCGGGCAGCCGGCGCCCCCGAGGCAUCUGGAUAACCACCCGUCUUGAAGGAGACCUCCCUGCCCUCCUGCCUCUGUCCUCUAGAGCACUGCCUGAUCAUCCUCCGUUCCCCAUCCUCCCAGCCCUUCCUGCUGUACUUGUGGGGAGCUGAUCUCCUCUGCCCCCCUGCUUUUCCCCUGUCUGCCGUCACCACCCCACCACCAUGCACCCCCUUCCUGGCUACUGGUCCUGUUGCUGUCUACUCCUGCUAUUCUCCUUGGGAGUCCAGGGGUCCCUGGGGGCUCCCAGCGCUGCCCCAGAGCAAGUCCAUCUGUCUUACCCAGGUGAGCCAGGCUCCAUGACUGUAACCUGGACCACAUGGGUCCCAACCCGCUCUGAAGUGCAAUUCGGGUUGCAGCCGUCGGGGCCCCUGCCCCUCCGCGCCCAGGGCACCUUCGUCCUCUUUGUGGACGGGGGCAUUCUCCGGCGGAAGCUCUACAUACACCGAGUCACGCUUCGCAAGCUGCUGCCGGGGGUUCAGUAUGUUUAUCGCUGUGGCAGUGCGCAGGGCUGGAGCCGUCGGUUCCGCUUCAGGGCCCUCAAGAAUGGGGCCCACUGGAGUCCCCGUCUGGCUGUGUUUGGGGACCUGGGGGCUGACAACCCGAAGGCCCUCCCGCGGCUGCGCAGGGACACCCAGCAGGGCAUGUAUGACGCCGUUCUCCAUGUGGGAGACUUUGCCUACAACAUGGAUCAGGACAACGCCCGUGUCGGGGAUAGGUUCAUGCGGCUCAUUGAACCCGUGGCUGCCAGCCUGCCGUACAUGACAUGCCCUGGGAAUCACGAAGAACGCUACAACUUCUCUAACUACAAGGCUCGCUUCAGCAUGCCGGGGGAUAAUGAGGGCCUGUGGUACAGCUGGGAUCUGGGUCCCGCCCACAUCAUCUCCUUCUCCACCGAGGUCUAUUUCUUUCUCCAUUAUGGCCGCCACCUGGUACAGAGGCAGUUUCGCUGGCUGGAGAGUGACCUCCAGAAAGCCAAUAAGAACCGGGCAGCCCGGCCGUGGAUCAUCACCAUGGGGCACCGGCCCAUGUACUGCUCCAACGCAGAUCUGGACGACUGCACACGACAUGAAAGCAAGGUCCGCAAAGGCCUCCAAGGCAAGCUGUACGGGUUGGAGGAUCUUUUCUACAAAUAUGGGGUGGAUCUGCAGCUGUGGGCUCAUGAGCACUCGUAUGAACGACUGUGGCCAAUUUACAACUACCAGGUAUUUAAUGGCAGCCGAGAGAUGCCCUACACCAACCCUCGAGGGCCUGUCCACAUCAUCACAGGAUCUGCCGGCUGUGAGGAGCGGCUGACGCCCUUUGCUGUCUUCCCGAGGCCCUGGAGUGCCGUGCGUGUGAAGGAGUACGGGUACACGCGGAUGCACAUCCUCAACGGGACCCACAUCCACAUCCAGCAGGUGUCGGACGACCAGGAUGGGAAGAUCGUAGAUGAUGUCUGGGUGGUGAGACCCCUGUUUGGCCGGAGGACAUACCUCUAGGGACGGUGGCAGCUCUCCUUCAGAAGCCUACAUUUUGCUGCCUUGGCUGCUGUGACCAGAAAUUGCCCAGGCCUGGGUGGGGAGUUGGGUGGGCCCUGACUCCCCUGCCCUCCAGAGGCCCCAUGCAGGCUGCAUGCAGCCCUGUGGAGCUGGGGCAGCUGUUCCCUCCUGCAGAGGUGGGAGUCCUGGCUGGCUGUGGAGGGAGAGCAGGUGUGCGGGCACAGAGUGACACAGGGCAGGUCUCUGCUGGCAGGGCCCCACCCCCCUGCAUAGCUCUGAUCGGGAGAGGUGCCCACAGGGCUUCAGGAAUCAAAAGGCUUAAGCUGUGGCUCCAUGGACUCUGCACAUCUGCCGGGGAUGCCCCUGGGCUUCCUCCUCUCCUGCCCACCCGGCAAGGGCAUCACCAGGGGGGCACAACCAUCAUGACACUAUUCACCAGCAGGUGGCGUCAGGGGCUUUUUCUUCUGAGCCUGGCACUGAGAGUUGGUCUGAAGCCUGGCUCCCGCUUCACUGCUCCAGGACUGCUACGGAGAGUCCCUUCAUGCCUCAGUUUCCCAGCCUGGCACCAUCUUAUCUGGGAAGAGGAGACGUGUUAACACUCUUCUCUCCCAGCUAGGACAGAAGAUGAACCGCAAGAGCCACAGACUUGCCAGUUCCUUCCCUCUUUCCUUCCUUUCUUUCUCUUCUUUUAUUUAUUGAAUCAUAAUUUAUUGAGCAUCUACCAUGUGCCAGGCUCUGUUCUCAGUGCUGGAGAGACAGCUGUGAAUGAGACAGAGAUCUCGGCCCUCACAGAGCUGACAUCCUAACCAGAGAGUUGGACACAAAUCACGAUAAAUGAGUUGGUUAAAUAGCGAUUUGUGAGUAGAAAAUGCAGGGACGGUAAGACAGCAGUUUCAAUUUUCAGGGGGAUCUCACUGAGAGGGCAGCAUUUGAUCUGAAGGAGAUGGGGAAGGAGCAUUCCAGGCAGAGGAACAGCCAGUACAAAGGCCCUGAGACAGAAAUGUGCCUGGCCGGCUGGGUACAGUAACUCACAUCUGUAGUCCCAGCACUUUGGGAGG
This is a messenger RNA of Nomascus leucogenys (northern white-cheeked gibbon), 3832 nucleotides long. The record is from RefSeq and is a predicted model, not a curated record. NCBI's taxonomy places the organism in Eukaryota, Metazoa, Chordata, Mammalia, Primates, Hylobatidae.